This is a messenger RNA of Temnothorax curvispinosus, 8712 nucleotides long. It is a transcript of the gene Itpr, whose product is annotated as inositol 1,4,5-trisphosphate receptor. The record is from RefSeq and is a predicted model, not a curated record. Gene Ontology annotation, cellular component: membrane; endoplasmic reticulum. Gene Ontology annotation, molecular function: inositol 1,4,5 trisphosphate binding; inositol 1,4,5-trisphosphate-gated calcium channel activity. Lineage: Eukaryota; Metazoa; Arthropoda; Insecta; Hymenoptera; Formicidae. Gene Ontology annotation, biological process: calcium ion transmembrane transport. The coding region runs from base 1 to 8250 and encodes 2749 amino acids. The transcript has 44 exons.
AUGUAUAUUAUUUUCAGGCUGGUCGACGACAGGUGUGUAGUAUGUCCUGAAGCUGGAGAUUUGUCGAAUCCACCGAAGAAAUUCAGAGAUUGCCUCUUCAAAAUAUGUCCUAUGAACCGGUAUUCCGCCCAAAAGCAAUUCUGGAAGGCAGCGAAACAGAGUGCGAGUUCGGGCACUGAUGCCAGCUUGCUCAAAAGACUUCACCAUGCGGCCGAAAUCGAGAAAAAGCAAAAUGAGACUGAAAACAAGAAACUGUUGGGCUCCGUGGUUUCCUACGGUAACGUCGUCCAGUUGCUGCAUCUCAAGUCCAACAAAUUCCUGACGGUAAACAAGAGGCUACCGGCGUUGCUGGAGAAGAACGCGAUGAGGGUUUACUUGGACGCGAACGGAAACGAGGGCUCAUGGCUUUACAUAAUGCCGUUCUACAAGCUGCGCAGCGACGGCGACAGCGUCGUCGUCGGGGACAAGGUGAUCAUGGAGCCGGUGAACUCGGGUCGUCAGGGCCUCCACGUGGCUGCCAAUUACGAACUGAGCGACAAUCCCGGCUGCAAGGAAGUCAACGUCGUGAAUUCGUCCACCUCCUGGAAGGUAACCCUCUUCAUGGAGCAUCGGGAGAACCAGGAAGAGAUUCUUAAAGGCGGCGACGUGGUGCGACUGUUUCACGCCGAGCAAGAAAAGUUUCUGACCAUGGACGAGUAUAAGAAAAAGCAACACGUGUUUCUCAGAACGACGGGCAGGACCAGCGCUACCGCGGCCACCAGCAGUAAAGCCUUGUGGGAAGUCGAGGUGGUGCAGCACGAUCCGUGCAGAGGCGGCGCUGGCCACUGGAAUUCACUCUUCAGGUUUAAACACUUAGCAACUGGCCAAUAUCUCGCCGCUGAGGUUGAUCCGGAAGAACCACGGGAACCCGUGAAGGGCAAGCGCGAUCCACCUGGACCGGUCUACAGAUUAGUGUCGGUGCCGCAUAGUAACGAGAUUAGCUCGUUAUUUGAACUAGAUCCCACAACGCUAACGCGGGGCGAUAGUCUGGUUCCGCAAUCGUCCUUUGUUAGAUUACAUCACAUAUGCACAAAUACUUGGGUCCAUUCAACAAGCGUCCCGAUCGAUAAGGAUGACGAGAAGCCCGUGAUGUCGAAGGUGGGUUGCGCGACCAGCAAAGAGGAUAAAGAGGCUUUUGCCUUGAGAUCCGUGUCGCCGGUCGAAGUGCGUGAUUUAGAUUUCGCGAAUGACGCCUGCAAGGUGUUGACGGCGAUGAACAGCAAGCUGGAAAAGGGGACCAUCUCGCACAAUGAACGAAGAGCUGUCAUUAGCUUGCUGCAAGACAUCGUAUACUUCAUAGCUGGAUUAGAGAAUGAGCAGAAUAAAUCCGAGGCGUUAGAACUGAUCGUUACAAAUGCCGUGAGGGACCGCCAGAAAUUAUUGCGCGAACAGUACAUUCUUGGCCAGUUAUUCAAAAUAUUGCAGGCUCCGUUCUUGGAAUCUGCAGAGGGUGAGGGACCAUUUCUUAGGAUAGAGGAGCUCAACGAUCCAAGACACGCUCCAUACAAAUACAUGUUUCGUCUAUGUUAUCGAAUACUCAGACUUUCUCAACAGGAUUAUAGAAAGAAUCAGGAAUACAUUGCUAAAUAUUUUGCCUUUAUGCAAAAACAAAUCGGCUACGAUAUUCUAGCGGAAGAUACCAUUACUGCGCUUUUACAUAAUAACAGAAAGUUGUUGGAAAAGCAUAUAACAGCUGCUGAAAUAGAGACAUUUGUGGGUCUUGUUAGAAAAAAUAUGCGUAACUGGGAAUCGAGAUUUCUGGAUUAUUUAUCGGAUCUAUGUAUUUCUAAUAAGAAAGCAAUAGCUGUGACACAAGAAUUGAUUUGUAAAAGCGUACUUAGUGAAAAGAACAAAGAUAUUCUGAUAGAAACAAAAAUGGUGAAGACCCAGGUAGAAGUUGAAGAUAUUGAUGAGAAACAAGAAAAUGCCGAACCAAGAAUCACUGUUAUAGAAGAGUUUGAAGUUCUAUUGGAAUGGAAUAAUGGAACUAAUUCAAUGUCUUUGAGUGAAUUAUCAAGAGGAGCGAAAAUGGGAAACAUUCAAGACGCAGCGAUAUUAGAUUAUUACAGGCAUCAGUUAAAUCUCUUUAGUAAUAUGUGCUUGAAUAGACAGUAUUUAGCGCUAAAUAAUCUGUCACCACACUUGGACAUUGAUCUUAUACUUAAAUGUAUGGAAGAUGAAACAGUGCCAUACGAAUUACGGGCAUCAUUUUGCCGACUAAUGCUACAUCUUCACGUAGAUAGAGAUCCGCAAGAACAAGUAACUCCUGUAAAAUAUGCUCGUCUUUGGUCAGAAAUUCCGUCAAAAAUGAGCAUAAAUGAUUAUGAUACGAAUAAAAUGCCGGACGAAAGUAAAGAGGCUGUUCGUACUAGAUUUAGUUCGACAAUCAUGUUUGUUGAGGAUUAUCUGUGUAACGUUGUCGCGAAAAUGUGGUCUUUCGGCGAUCAAGAGCAGAAUAAGCUCACAUUUGAGGUUGUCAAAUUAGCACGUGAUCUAAUUUACUUUGGAUUCUACAGUUUUAAUGAUCUAUUAAGCUUAACAAAGACAUUGCUUAGUAUUUUGGAUUGUAUAUCAGAGAAUGAAUCCUCUGAUGGAAAGACGGGUAUACCUACGGGUGAUAUUGAUUCUGAUACGGAUGAUGAGGAGGCAGCUGAAGGAGGUAUUCUAAGAUGCAUUGGCGAUAUGGGUGCCGUGAUGACGAAUUUAACAUUAGGACCAGCCGGUCAAGUGCUAGCUAGCUCUUCUCCAAGACCAAAGCCAUUAAUGAAGAAGGAAUAUCCCUUAGUGAUGGACACAAAGCUUAAGAUAAUCGAGAUCUUGCAGUUCAUUCUGGAUGUUCGAUUGGAUUAUAGAAUCUCUUGUCUUUUGAGCAUAUUCAAACGAGAGUUCGAUGAGACAGCAUCGACGGCUGCGGAGAAAACGGGAGAUGUUAAUCUAGGACAAAAAGCUAUUGAUUUAGAAUCAAUCGGUGCACAGGCAGAAGGAAUAUUUGGUAGCAGCGAGGAAUGCGCAGCGCUGGAUUUAGAUGGCCAAGGAGGUAGAACAUUUUUACGCGUUCUAUUACAUCUGGCUAUGCACGAUUAUCCUCCAUUGGUCUCUGGAGCCUUACAUUUAUUAUUUAGACAUUUUAGCCAAAGGCAAGAAGUUUUACAAGCAUUUAAACAGGUGCAGCUUUUGGUUUCGGAUAGCGAUGUAGAAUCAUACAAACAAAUAAAGGCAGAUUUAGACAUUUUGCGCCAAUCUGUCGAGAAAUCUGAGCUUUGGGUAUAUAAAUCCAAGGCAACAGAGGAACAUGGAAAUAAGAAGAAGAAGAAGAAGAGUAAAGAAGAAGAAGAUGAAGCUACAGUUCCUCGCAAAACACCUCUAUUAUCUACAUUAGACAAACAAGGGUCUGCUAUUGAUUUGGAUAUCGGACCACCCUUACAUCCCGAUCAAGCGGAAGAAUAUAAAAAGAUUCAGCAAAUACUAAUGAGAAUGAACAAAUUAUGUAUUCAAAAUCUGCCAGGCGGCCAAGUAAAGGCACGCAAACACGAACAGAGACUUCUGCGCAAUGUCGGAGUACAUACAGUCGUUUUGGAUUUAUUGCAAGUUCCAUACGACGUCAAGGAAGAUGUCAGAAUGAACGAAUUAAUGCGUUUGGCACAUGAUUUCCUACAAAAUUUUUGUUUAUCUAAUCAACAAAAUCAAGUUCUUCUGCACAAGCAGCUGGAGCUGUUCUUGAAUCCCGGCAUAAGAGAGGCGCAGACAGUAUGUAGUAUUUUUCAAGAUAAUUCUGUUCUUUGCAAUGAAGUCGGUGCGAAAGUCAUACAGCAUUUCGUACAUUGCAUAGAAACGCACGGAAAACAUGUGCAAUAUUUGAAGUUUUUGCAAACUAUAGUGAAAGCUGAAAAUCAGUUUAUUAGAAAAUGUCAAGAAAUGGUGAUGCAAGAGAUGGUUCAAGCCGGAGAAGAUGUUUUAGUCUUUUACAACGAUAGAGCCUCGUUUAAUCAAUUUGUGGAAAUGAUGCGAUCUGAAAGACAUCGAAUGGAUGAGAGCAGUCCUCUUCAGUAUCAUGUAGAGUUGGUAAAACUUCUAGCUUGUUGCACGAUGGGCAAAAACGUCAAUACGGAAAUUAAAUGUCAUAGCCUCUUGCCGUUAGAUGAUAUUGUUGCUGUGGUGUCACAUCCAGACUGUAUACCAGAGGUGAAAGAGGCAUACAUCAAUUUUCUCAACCACUGUUACAUUGACACAGAAGUUGAGAUGAAGGAAAUUUAUACGUCGAAUCACAUGUGGUCUUUGUUCGAAAAAUCUUUUAUAGUUGAUAUGGGUUUAAUUGCCACGUCCACCCACGAUCGACAACAUGCGGAUACAUCCUUGGAGACUUACGUAACAAGUUGUUUAAUGAACAUCAUAGCCACAUUUUUCAGCAGUCCGUUUUCCGAUCAAAGCACUACCGUACAGACAAGGCAACCUAUAUUUGUCCAGUUGCUUCAUGCAGCUUUUAAUGUAUCACAAUGUGCAUGGCUAAAUGCUGGACAAAGAUUUAACGUCGAGAAUUGUAUACGAACACUGUCAGAUGUAGCUAAAGGAAGAGGUAUUGCUAUACCGACUGAUCUGGAAAGCCAGGUUGCUAAUAUGUUCAACAAAGCAGCUAUGCUGAGCAGACAAACCAGCAAAUGGUUGCAAGCUACGAAACAACCAAAGAUCGAACGUAGUCAGAGUCAGUUUAUGCGUCUAGAUCGAAGUAUUAUAGAAGGUCUACAGGACAUAGUGUCUUUGUUAGAAGAACAAUUGAAACCCUUGGUACAGUCCGAAUUAUCUUUGUUAGUGGAUAUUCUCUAUCGACCCGAAUUGCUGUUUCCUGCAGCUACUGAUGCGAGAAAGAGAUGUGAAAAUGGUGGAUUUAUCAAGAGAUUAAUUAAGCACACUGAAAAAUUGUUAGAAGAAAAAGAAGAAAAAUUAUGCGUCAAAGUCUUAAGGACACUCAGGGAAAUGAUGGCUAUCGAUCCUGAAUACGGAGAAAAAAACGAAGGUAUCUCGGAAGAGACGGAGUCAGAAACGAAGGGCGAGUCACAAGUUGGAACAGGUUCCAAUGAUCAGUCUGAGAAUCGACAAAUGACUCAGCAAGAGCCGGGAGACGCAUUGAGAAACAAUCUUUUGACGCGUUACUUUGGCAAAAGUUUUAUACAAAAUCCAGAGAAUGUUGAUAUUGGAGUAUCGCGUAGCGCGACUAUUACCCACGGUCCAGGAGCGAAGAUAUUAAGCCGAGCUGGUAGAACCUUGCAUGAUGUGCAAAGUCAUCUCGACCGCGAAGGUGCUUCAGAUUUAGUGGUAGAAUUGGUGAUUAAGAGUGUACACUCUCCGAGCAUAUUCGUAGAAGUCGUGGAACUGGGUAUCGCACUCUUGGAGGGUGGAAAUCCCAUUAUACAAAGGAGUAUAUUUAAUAAAUUAAUGGGUGCCGAUUUAAGCCAAUCGUUCUUCAAGGUAUUUUACGAUAAAAUGAAAGAUUCUCAGCAAGAGAUUAAAUCUACCGUGACAGUAAACACAUCUGACAUGGCAGCGAAAGCACAUGAGGAUAAGGAGGGCAAAGAAGUAGACAAGUUGUCGCGAAAACGUGGAUCAGGAAAGCCUAAUGGAAUGGUAAUAACCGAUGAGAUGCACGAGGAAUUGAAUCAGGUCGCGGCGUCCAAUGCACAGGCGUACGCAAAUAUACGCAACGGUCUUGGACCUGGCGAAGACGCGGCAAAUAACGCGUUAGACGAUUUAAGCGAAAAGUCAGACAAAUAUAAAAGUGGCAGUUCGUCUGGCGCUGAAAAGGAAGAGGGUCAAUUGAGUCCUAAAGUUCUAGUGAUGCAACCAAUUCUGCGCUUCUUGCAAUUACUCUGUGAGAAUCACAAUAGAGAAUUACAGAAUUUUCUAAGAAAUCAAAAUAAUAAGACAAAUUUCAACCUGGUGUCGGAGACACUCAUGUUUUUGGACUGCAUUUGCGGCUCUACUACCGGCGGAUUGGGCCUUCUUGGCCUUUACAUUAACGAGUACAACGUAGCGCUGAUUAAUCAAACUUUGGAAACGUUGACGGAAUACUGUCAAGGACCGUGUCAUGAUAAUCAAAAUUGCAUUGCCACACACGAGUCUAACGGCUUAGAUAUUAUAACGGCAUUGAUACUGAACGAUAUCAAUCCUCUGGAAAAGACCAGAAUGGAUCUGGUACUGGAAUUAAAGAACAAUGCCAGUAAAUUGUUAUUGGCGAUUAUGGAGAGCAGAGGCGACAGUGAGAACGCUGAAAGGAUUAUGUACAACAUGAAUCCGAAACAGCUUGUUGAUGUAGCAUGCAAGGCUUUCCAUCAGGAAUCAUUGGAUGAUUCCAGCGACAUCGACGAUACCUCGACGAAUGCAGAAGAAGGAGUGUCGCCCAAAGAGGUUGGGCACAAUAUUUACAUCUUGUGUCAUCAAUUAGCGCAACACAACAAAGAAUUGGCAGUGAUGUUGAAGCCAUCAGAGCAGAAUAAUGCGGAUCCAAAAAUUAACAAAGCAUUGGAAUAUUAUGCAUCUCAUACGGCUCAAAUAGAGAUUGUAAGACACGAUAGAACACUUGAACAAAUUGUCUUCCCGAUACCGGAAAUUUGUGAACUUAUAACGAUGGAUACAAAAAUAAGAGUGCUGAACACUACAGAACGAGAUGACCAAGGAUCGAAAGUUUCCGAUUUCUUCGAGAGAACGGAAGACAUGUUUAAUGAAAUGAAAUGGCAAAAGAAGCUUAGAGGACAACCAAUGUUGUUCUGGAUGAGCAGUUAUAUGUCGUUAUGGAGUAACAUUUUAUUCAAUUGUGCCGUUCUUAUAAACCUUAUUGUAGCGUUCUUUCAUCCGUUUGUGGAUUCUGUGCCUAAACUCAGUUAUCAUCUAUCAGCUUUAAUUUGGACGGUCAUGCUUGCGUCUGCUGCUAUCGUUAUUACUUUGCCAAGGGAAUCCGGUAUACGUACAUUUGUUGCGUCAACGAUAUUGCGAUUGAUUUUUUCUGUAGGCCCAGAACCGACAUUGUGGCUGCUCGGUUUAGUUACGAUUGGAUUAAAAGUUGUACAUCUUAUAAGUAUUAUAGGUAAUCAGGGUACCCUGACUAGAAGCGUAGAGCAAAUAAUAACAAAUAUCGAACUUUUGUACCACAUGUUAUAUUUAGCAUUCUGCGUUCUGGGAAUUUUUAUGCAUCCAUUUUUCUAUUCAGUUUUACUCUUUGAUGUAGUUUAUCGCGAGGAGACUUUGCUCAAUGUAAUAAAAUCCGUAACUCGAAAUGGAAGAUCUAUUAUACUCACGGCUGUGCUAGCCUUGAUUUUAGUUUACAUGUUUUCCAUUAUCGGUUUUAUGUUUUUCAAAGACGACUUCCUCGUUCCUGUGGACGAAGAGAUUAUAUCUUCCAUUGAGCAGAAAGUUGCGGGUACUUGCAGCGCUGGCGACAAGGAAAACUGUGAAGCCACGGAGACUGUAUCACGUUAUGCUAGCGAAGCAAAUGAGCGAGUGAGUAAACCCGAAAUAAUUAAUAUCGGCGGAGAGUUGAAAGAACGAACAUGCGAUUCACUCGUCAUGUGUAUCGUUACCACGUUAAAUCAAGGGUUGAGAAAUGGUGGUGGAAUAGGAGACAUUCUACGAGCACCUUCCAGCGCUGAACCUCUGUUUGUUGCAAGAGUCGUAUAUGACUUACUAUUCUUCUUCGUCGUGAUAAUUAUUGUUCUGAAUCUCAUCUUUGGUGUGAUUAUUGAUACCUUUGCGGAUCUCAGAUCGGAGAAACAGCAGAAGGAAUUGAUUUUGAAAAAUACUUGUUUCAUUUGUGGAUUGAACAGAUCAGCUUUCGAUAACAAAACAGUUUCCUUUGAGGAACAUACAAAACAUGAACAUAACAUGUGGCAUUACCUCUAUUUCAUUGUCUUGGUGAAGGUGAAGGAUCCAACGGAAUUCACGGGUCCGGAAUCAUACGUUUACGCCAUGGUUAAGGAUCGGAAUCUGGAAUGGUUCCCGAGAUUGCGGGCCAAGUCAUUAGCAGCGGACGAAGGUGAAGGAGAACAAGUGGAAUUAAGGAGUCUGCAGUCGCAAUUAGAAUCCACGCAGAUGUUAGUCAAAUGUCUGUCCCAGCAACUUACGGAGCUUCGUGAUCAGAUGACGGAGCAACGAAAGCAGAAGCAGCGGCUAGGCCUUCUGAAUUCUGCUUCUGCAAUAUUGCAUAAUGUACCCACGCAAAUUUAAGAUAUGUAUUUUAUAGUUUCUUUCUUAUUCUGGACGGAAUCUCAGUUUGAUACUUUAAGACGGUACAUACGUAAUAUUCGUGUGUUCUUAACUGGCAUUUAAAAAUGAGAAUUAUACCGAGUGGGUAACCCGAGGCAUUUUUACGGUUUUGUUCCUAAUUUUAAUGAAAGUCAAAUACGCGCUUAGGGCAUUAAGAUUAUCAUUCUCCCUUUACCGUAAAGACUCUCGGCUCAGUUUAUUGAUCAGUCAUCAAGGAACUCGAAUACCGUAAAUUGCAUUGCCUAUCAUUGUAUGAAUAUUGUUAUGCAUAUAUAGAAAAAUUAACUGUAUCCAUUGAUAUAUUAGAACAGAUAAAUCACUAAAAUUUUCCAAUUACUAAAAUGUUAUAAGGUAAUAUUCUAAUAUCUAAUAUCUUUUAGAAUAUUCUCAUUUUUAUGUGAUCACUAUAUUAUGUUUUUAGUU